UUCAAGAUGGCGGAUGAUAAGAGUCCAGCGAGAAAAAAGAGGCGAUCGUCACCAAACACAGAGGAAGAAGACGCUGGAUUCAAGUUUUCAAGACAAAGUCGGCGUACAACGACAUACUUCAAGGGGAGCGCCAAGAAAAGAAGGCGCUCAAGCUUUGUCCAUGGAAGGAAAGAAAGAAAAUCCCUAGCUCCACCAUCAUCUAAAAUUAAUCUUCAUCAAAACAUUCCCAUUGGAUUACCUCCAAGUGCAAGAUUAAGAAGAUUAUUUCAUGCAAGUCUUGAGCUGGCCAUUACAAAGAUUAAAGAACARCCCAAUACCAUUAAGUUAGAGGAGUAUCCAGACUUUCAAGAAGAAGCUAAAGAUGUUUUUGAACAACUUCAAAGAAUAGUUUUAGAGUCUGAUAUUAUUGAUGAAGCUUUUCAACUGUCAUCAGAAGAUAAAGACAAUGAUAACAAGCUACCAAACCCCAAAAACCAACAACUAGAAGAAAAUGCUUUGAAUUGCCAAACGGUCAGUAAAAGGCUGCAGCUUGAAAGUAGCAAAUGGGAUGAGCUACUUAAUUCAUGUCAGCAAUUACAAGACAUUGCCAAACAGGAACUGCAGGAAUAUGAUGAUCCUUUGAAGAGUAAUGAAGAAUGUCCUGACUUCCUCUCCUCAAAUCAGCACAAGCUGCUAUCAGGAAAACCGACUCUGAAAAGCGUUCUUGAUAAAUUGGAGAAAGUAAAACAUACCUCAGAACUGCAGGUUGAUAUGGUUUGUCAAACUGCUUCAAACUUAAAACAAUAUGGAGACGCUACAGAAACUCAUUUACAACAACAGAUGGGAAUAUUUGGUACCAAGUCUGUUCAAGUUAUUGAAGACAUGGGAACACCAAGAACSCUCAUACGAGGUGGUCUGAAGCAUCACCAAAUGAAUUAAGUCUUUUGUAAAUUGUUAUUAGUCAGAGUGCAAAACAUUAUAUUUUUCAAACAUUCUAAUGUAACCUGUAAUGAGAAAGGCAAGCUGCAUUUGGUGAUAAAACUUGUCCAGGGUAAAUAUCUACCGGCAAGUUAUUCUGCUCUAAACAUUUGUCACAAUCAAUAAUGCCAAAAAACAAUACAAAAAAAGUUGGUAAACUUGAGGCAAUUUUCAAAGACAACAAAAAGCAGAGAAAAAAAACCCUGCCUGACUGAAGACACGGCCCUUCUGUGUGUACCAGAAGCUGUUGUACUUGAAAUUGAAAUCCGUAAUCUUUACCGACAUAUAGCAGAAAGAAGUGAAACGCUAAUUUUAACACAUGAAACCUGCUUAGUAAGAGGUGCACGUGGAAAGACUGCAGAGAAAGUUAGCUAGUUAUCACAAACACAAUUAUUGCAGCAUAUUGUUUGGACAUAUACAGGAACAGUCUUAGUUAAUAAAUUUUAUUUGAUAAAAACAAAUAAGUUCCACUUUAUUAGUAAAUGAACUGAUCAUUUMUACUGCCUAUAAGUCUUUUGCUUGCAUGCCUCAAGUAUAAUGCUAGCUGUCUUCAAUAGAGGACUUUUAAGCUACAYAAGAACAAUUUCAUUUUGAAGUCUGGAAAAUAAUUAUCUUGUAGUUCUUGUUGGAUUUGGUUUAUUUAUACUUUUCUAUUUUGUUUUUAAAUAAAAUAAGUCAUGCAA
Molecule: messenger RNA, 1640 nt
Organism: Exaiptasia diaphana
Lineage: Eukaryota; Metazoa; Cnidaria; Anthozoa; Actiniaria; Aiptasiidae
Exons: 12
Coding region: 7-918 (303 amino acids)
Biological process (GO): mitotic sister chromatid segregation; cell division
Cellular component (GO): MIS12/MIND type complex
Source: RefSeq, a predicted model, not a curated record